Molecule: messenger RNA, 447 nt
Organism: Quercus lobata
Lineage: Eukaryota; Viridiplantae; Streptophyta; Magnoliopsida; Fagales; Fagaceae
Exons: 1
Coding region: 1-447 (148 amino acids)
Source: RefSeq, a predicted model, not a curated record
AUGAAGUUCACACGAGAGCCUAUUGCUUUCAAUGAUGAUGACCUGGAAGGAAUAAUUCAGUUGCACGAUGAUGCGUUGGUGGUGACGACCAAAAUAAAUGGUUUCAUAGUGAAGAGGGUGAUGGUAGACCAAGGGAGUGGGGCCGAUGUGAUGUAUCCGGACCUGUUCAAAGGGCUCGGAUUAAAGAACGAAGACCUCUCGAAAUAUAAUACACCCCUGGUCAAGUUUGAUGGUCAGGUAGUGAUUCCUAAGGGGCAAAUUUCCUUUCCCGUGAAUAUGGAAGAAGAGGAAGUAGUAGUAGCAUUUUCUGUGGUCGCCUCAUUUUCUCCUUAUACAGCAAUCCUGAGAAGGCUAGGGAUCCAUGCAAUAGGGGCAGUCCCAUCCACCCUACACGUGAAGGUUAAGUUCCGUACCGAGCAGGGCAUCGUUGUAGUGAGGGGCAGCUAA